AUGCAACGUUCAAACGUUCAUGCAUGAAGCGCUGCUAACUUGAACCUGCUCCCGCCACGUCCCUCUCACCCGUGUACUGCAUCACGCCGCAGUCCCUCGCGGUACUGCAUGACCUCGUCGUCCUCUGUGGGCGACGACUCCAUCAUGGCCGCGUCCGCGCGAAUCGCUGCCAAGCAGUGCAACGGAGGCCAGAGCGUCUCCAUCCCUUUGACAUGACGGACAUGACGAACCCGCUGGGGUACGGGAACAUGUCGGUCGGGACGUCCGCUCAGACGUACUUUGCCCUUUUCGACAUAGGCAGCAGCAACAUGUUUUCGGCCUCUUCCCCCUUGCCCACCGGCCAGAACUUCACGCUCACUUACAGCAGCGGCAUGACCGUCAAGCGCGCGCAACGCUCAGCGUGGUGAUGGUGUACUCAAAGCAGCUCGGGAAACGCACCUUCUUGUUUCCGAUAAACAAGUGGUACAAGUGUGGCCAUGCGCGGAGCCAGUGGAUCCAUCAUUCGUACCUUCAUCAGUGCUGUACAUUCUUGCGGCCCCUCUUUACACCUAGCAAUGUCAUUUCAAUUUGUGCACGUACUGUUAUCACUGUAAUGGAAUAUUGUACGCUUCAAACAUAGCAGUGUC
This is a messenger RNA of Coniophora puteana RWD-64-598 SS2, 626 nucleotides long. RefSeq lists its product as uncharacterized. The transcript is spliced from 5 exons. The record is from RefSeq and is a predicted model, not a curated record. NCBI's taxonomy places the organism in Eukaryota, Fungi, Basidiomycota, Agaricomycetes, Boletales, Coniophoraceae. The coding region runs from base 407 to 619 and encodes 70 amino acids.